Contarinia nasturtii (swede midge) is the source of this 618-nucleotide messenger RNA. It is a transcript of the gene Fcp3C, whose product is annotated as follicle cell protein 3C-1. The coding region runs from base 59 to 562 and encodes 167 amino acids. Lineage: Eukaryota; Metazoa; Arthropoda; Insecta; Diptera; Cecidomyiidae. The record is from RefSeq and is a predicted model, not a curated record. The transcript has 2 exons.
AGUUUUUAUUCAGUUUGCUUUCAUCGUCGUACACGUCAGUUUCAUUGAAGCGAUCAUUAUGAAGUGCAUCGUGAUUUUGAUUCAAGUAUGCUGCUUGUUUGGUCUUGGCCUUGCAGCGACGCCCACAGUUAAAGAAGCCAUGGAUGCCGAGUGGAAUAAAUUGAAAGCAUUUUUGCCAUCGAUGGACACGCUGAAGUUGACUCCGGUGGUAAAUCAAACCGCCUGCAAUUGUGGCGUUUUCCUCAGUGGUCAAUUUAAGAAAGGCUCAUCCGAUCCACCAGUAGGAGUACCAACAUUGAUGCAUGAACAAGAUGCGAUGGUCCCAUGCACGCUAAUGGGGCACAAACAGUGCUCCAACAAAUGUUUGGAAACGAUUGCAAAACAUUUACCAAACUCGCCGGUUAUCCUGUGCGGAAGCAUUGAUCGUGAUGUGUAUAGAGAACGUGCCUACCUCUUUGUUCAAAAUUGCAAUGGAACAUGGGUCAAUACGAACUUCUCAGCCGGCCGAGAAUUUUGCUGCAAAGACGGAUCUCCAUAUAAAUGCCCCAACAAUUUGAUUUGAAUGAAGUUGUGAUUUACGGCAUACCGAAAUAAAAGCCAAUUUUUUUUUCAAAUUUA